GGUCUUCAGUCUUCAAUCUAGUGGCUUUGAUGAUUAUACUUCACUACAGCCAAUGACAGCUGACGUUAGAAAACCCACCAAUGAAAUCCGCCUUCAUUUAUAUGCGGUGGCCAAAUUGGGUAUUUUAAAAUUAAAAAUCAUACUUCAACAUCGUUAUUUCAAAAGAAAACACUUUUUUAAAAUCUCGUUAUAUAGUUGAUAAUACAAAUAUUUAUCAACCACCUUGUUUAUUGAUGAAUGCGUCACGGUACAUAGUAAAUAAGCAGAGUUUGACUAUAUGAGAAAUAUUUGGCAACCCUAGAUGACGGUCGGCUGUGAGUGCUUGACAACAGUCGCUAUGAAAGCUCCGUUUUAAGAGCUGGACGACUGAGACACAGGUUUCAUUUCACUCACAUUUAAGGCAUUUGUGCCGAUGAACUGUGUAGAAAACGCUGCAGGAAUGACAGGAUUUGAGGGUGUUAAAACACCACAAGCGACGAAGAAGACAAACUCCAACUAUGAUGCUUCAGCAAUGUGACAACAUUAUCAUGUGUGUCAAUGGACAGAAGGAAAGUUCUACUGAAGAUCCUCAGUGAUGCAGAAUGUGCUGAUGCUCAGCUGCUUUCACUGAAACACAGUCUGCGUCAUCAGUUUACUGUUUCAUCCAGCGAGCAGCUGUGUUCACAACAGAGAAGCAUGUUGACUGAGAAGCUGGACAUAAUGAAACAUCUGAUCUCAUCCGUCCAUCAGCAGCUGAAAGAACUCCACGAUGAAGAGGCACGUUGGAUAGACACAGAGAAACAGAUCAAAAUUUUGCGAGAAAAGCUCAGACGGACUGAGAGUGAUAAUCAGAGCUUAAGAUCAUAUUUGAUUGAAAAAGAGAAAAAGUGUCAUGAUUUGAUGGCUGGGCAACAGAAGGAAAUGGAGAACACAGAGUCAGGGAUUCAGUUGUCCAAGUCAAUUGAAGCUACGCAGGCGCAUCUACAGACCCAACUUCAAAGCAAAGAGGAACAGAAUGAGCGUCUGAAUGUCCAGCUGCUGACACUGGAGCGGAGCGUCACACAUCAGAGGCUGGAGCUGGAUGAGUUGAGAGCUCAGAUCUCCGGCGUGUCCGAGAGCUCACGUCAGGAGAAUGAGGCGCUGAAGAAAGUCACACGAGCUCACAAACGCAGAGCUGAACGGUUUGAGGAGGCUGUGGAAAGAUGCCACGGACAACUGAGAGAGAAGGAAGUCCUUCUGGCUCAGAGCCGAGCAGAGAGAGACGUGUGGCAGCAACAGCAGCAGCAGAUCUCACAGGAGAGACGACAGCUGGACACGCAGAGAGACGCAAUUAAAAAUGAAAUCACAGCACUUACUGCAGAGCUGGACAGAAAGAGACACACAACAAAGUCAACCAGUGCAAACUUACUGAAGAAGCUGGAGAAAAUCACUUCUGAAAACGUUGAACUCAACCAAGAGAAUGCAUCCAUCAAGGCCUUCAUUGCUGAUACUGCACAGAAGCUACAGAUCAGUCAAGCUACUCUCCAGGAACACAAUGUGCUUGCAGAGGAGAGGAAACAUCAAGCUGAACAGUACCAGCAUCAGCUAGCAGAACUGAAGGCAGAAAUCACAGAGCUAAAAAUCAAGCUGAAGAAUCAUCUUCAAGAAACUUGUGACACUAAAGAGGGGAGAGAUGCUGAGAUCAUUCAGGAGGAUCUGGAGAGACGUGUGCAGGAACUACAGGUAUAUCCAGAGUUGCUGGCAGUCACCGAGAAGAAGCUGCAGCACAGUCAAGAAGACUUGAGACGCUCCGAGCAGAGAUGUGCGGACAAGACCGGGUCCAUUAGACAGCUACAGGACACAGUAAACAUGCAGAUAGAAAAAAUGAAGUCUUCAAUGGAGAUGAAAGAGUCAGUCAGUGAAACAAACUCCCAACUGAAGCAGAAAGUGAAUCAACUUCAGAAGAGAAUAGAGGAGGUGCUCUGUGAGAACCGGGAGCUCAUCCACAGACUGACAGUUCAAGAGGAGGAGCUGAACUACAGCAGCAGACGACUACAACAGCGUUCAGAAGAGGGUCAGACUCUAAACCAGCAGCUGCAGACGGCUCUCACAGACCUUAAACAACAGGUUUGUAAGCUGAAUGAGAAAACCUGUGAUAGAGAGAGUGUCCUGCAGGCCAAGCUCAAGCAACUAGAGACGGAAAAAAUGAGAAGAGAAAAAGAACUUCAGCAGCUCAAACAGAUCAAGCGUUCUAGUGAUAAGCAAUAUGAAGACCGGCUUCGAGACUUGCAGCUGAGCCUGGAGCAAUCUGAGAGGCACAAACGGAGCAUUCAGAACUAUGUGGACUUUCUUAAAAAUUCCUACGCAACCAUUUUUGAGGAAGUCCUCACAUCAACUUACAUGUCGUCCUGCUACUUGAAAUGAAACUCUUGGUGUAUGUAUGUGAUACGUGAAAAUGUAAUUCUCAUGCUACUUGCUUUCUCGCAUUUAUUAAAAAUAAAUGCAACUUUUUCCUACAAUAUACAGUCUGUACUUUAUAUACAGCGUUUCGGCUGUUCAUACAUCACAGUGGUGUUUUGGAUGAGGGGCCUGAAAACACAAUGCAAGUUUGAGACCCAUGAUGGCUUUUUCGUGUCCGAAGUGUAAACUCUGCGUUUUCCGAAAACGUGGUUGUUGUUUCAGUGUGGUGAGCUGUUUCCUUAUAACAGACUUUUGGGGGAGAAAUGAUAACGUGUGAUUUUUCUCACUAUCCGGUUAAUAAGCUGCCAGUGUUUAUUACAAGUAAGGUUUGACAAAAAGUUGGGCUUCGUUGGUCGUUGUUUAGGGCGUUACAUUAAACGCAUUACCUGGUACCUCUUCACCACAGAUUCAGGUUUGCAAGACACUUUUCCGCUGUUUUCAGUCAAUAACCGCUUCAUGAACACCAACUUUUCUACACAUUAAAAGUAUCUUGUGGUUUUAUGGUUUGAUGGAUUUGAACAACCAUAAACAACGCAAAACACAGGAAUUUUGAGUUUGUGAUAGAGAAUCACUUGUUGCACUUUGCGCGUCAUUAAAACCACGUGAUUACAAACAACCUAAUAACAAAUGACUGUUGUGCUAAUCGGCUGCGAGUGAAACUGAGGCUUGUUUUAAUGACAAAUGACGCAGGCGUGUCUUAUGUUCCGGUGAGGAACACGGCAUUAUCAUUUUUAUCCAAUAGGAUAACAUCUCUAUGCAGAAGCAUUCGUCAUCGUCAUUUGCCAAAUUUCGGCUCCCCGUGAGAUUUUGACUCCCCUACUUCUCUAAAGCCCGCUCCCCCACCUAAUCCUCACCCUAACCUUCGUAGGGGGAAAGAGGGGAGUCAAAAUCUUACGGGGAGUCACAUUUUGAUAUGACACCCGAUAAACAAAGCUCUGGUUCACAUGCAGCCGAGAGAUAACGGAAGCUAGACAUAAACUUGGAUAUCUCUCCUAAAGAAACGGAUGGAUUUGCUUCAGAAGACCUUUAUGGAGCUUUAAAAAAUUGCCCCAAGUUUGCUCCCAUUCUACCACUUUGAAGUAAAAGGAUACUAGGUGUUAAAACUCUUGACUGCAUUAUUCUUCAAGAAAAAAGUCAUAUUCAGUCAAGGAUGCCCUUGAGGGGUGUAAAACAUGGUGAAAUUUUGUUUGUAGCGCAACACACGACGUAGUGGCUUACACUCAAUAUUUUACUUUUUUUAACAAUAGAAAUGUUGAGCGAUAGAAUCCAAUGAUGCAAACUACAAAGCGCUGUUUUAAACGGAAAUGAUGUAAUUUACAUGAUUUGUGUGAUGUUAGUCGCAAUUAUUAGUGAGGAGACAAGAGAUAGUAACGGAAGCGUUUUCAACGUUUUAAUAGGGAUAAGAUUUGGAAUAAAUGAGUACAUGUUAAACUGUGUGGCUUUAAAAGUCUGUUUAUAGGUUGUGGUAAGACUAUAAAAAAUGAAAAACUUGUUUGCAAAUGCAUUAUUUAACAAUAAAUUCUAACAGACAAACA
Messenger RNA from Triplophysa dalaica, 3953 nucleotides. RefSeq names its product outer dense fiber protein 2-like. Gene Ontology annotation, biological process: negative regulation of cilium assembly. Gene Ontology annotation, cellular component: ciliary basal body; centrosome. Lineage: Eukaryota; Metazoa; Chordata; Actinopteri; Cypriniformes; Nemacheilidae. The transcript is spliced from 16 exons. The record is from RefSeq and is a predicted model, not a curated record. Bases 538 to 2382 code for a protein of 614 amino acids.